Molecule: messenger RNA, 10578 nt
Organism: Corythoichthys intestinalis (scribbled pipefish)
Lineage: Eukaryota; Metazoa; Chordata; Actinopteri; Syngnathiformes; Syngnathidae
Gene: pla2r1
Product: phospholipase A2 receptor 1
Exons: 30
Coding region: 121-4581 (1486 amino acids)
Molecular function (GO): signaling receptor activity
Source: RefSeq, a predicted model, not a curated record
UUGAAACAGCAGCUAAACUUUUGGUACAAGUGAGUGGACGAGAGAAUAAGGAGUUAUUGACCUCCAGAACUGGACUCUCGGAAUGUUUAGACAUAUUGGACCUUGCAAACCGCUGUCGAAAUGUUCUUACGGUUCUUCCGUCGCAUGGACGUGAACGUGGUGACAGCUAUUUCUGUAACUUUGUUGUUACUGCUCGGAACUUCGUGUUCCGCCCAGGAGGAGGACGACGACGGCGGGAUUCUGGAGCACGAAGAGCUCGCCGAGUUUUACAGGAAGGGUCUUUUCAUCUUGGAAAGCAGCCCUCUUGAGCGCUGCAUCUCAGUAGAACAACCCAACCUGGUUCUCCGGGACUGCCGUCGUCCCACCCGUCGCAUGCUGUGGAAGUGGGUUUCCCACCAUCGCCUCUUCAACUUGGGCACCAGCACGUGCCUGGGCCUCAACAUGUCUGACCCCGCGCAGCCCCUCGGGACAUUCCAGUGCGACAUGGACCUUCCAGUACUAUGGUGGCGCUGCAGAGGUAACAUGUUGUAUGGAGCAUCCCGGUGGAAGGUGGCUGUUGCUGGGAACUUAGUGGUGGUGAAGAGAAAUUCUUACCAUGAGUGGAAAAGGUACAACACGCCGGGAGAGGGGCCCUGCUCCAAUCCGUAUGAAGAUAUUCACACUUUGUUGGGAAACGCACGCGGCAUGCCAUGCGAGUUUCCCUUUAAGUACAACAACAAAUGGUACUGGGAGUGCACCACAGAGGGACGCGACGAUCAUCUUCCAUGGUGCUCGACCACCACCAGAUAUGAUGAGGCAGAAAAAUGGGGGUUCUGUCCUGUGCAUGAUUUCAGUUGUGAGCAUUCCUGGGAGUACCACUUUCAGCUCCGCGCCUGUUAUCAGUUCAACAUGUACACCAUCCUCACCUGGAGUCAAGCGAUGCGGACGUGUCAGGCUCAGGGUGGGAGUCUGCUCAGCAUAGCCAGCGAGGCGGAGGACAAGUACAUCAAUGAACGGAUGAUGUUUGAUGGAUCAAUGGUCUGGUUCGGGCUCAACCACUUGAAAGACGGUCGGGGCUGGCAGUGGUCUGAUGGCGCACCUCUAUCGCUGUUCCACUUCACCACAGUGCUGCCGCCCGGCCCUCUCGAGGACAACAGACAGUGUGGAGCGUAUACGCCCGGUCCUAUCGGAUUGUGGCAGAGUUUUUCCUGCGAAUCUGCUCUGCCUUACAUCUGCAAAAAGACACCUAAUAACACUCAGAGAGCCGAGCCGCUUGAGAACUGGCAGUACAUCUACACAGAGUGCGAUGAAGGCUGGCUGCCUCAUAACGGUUUCUGCUACCACAUUAUGUCCGAUGCAAGAAGCUGGGAGGAGUCUUCUCAAGCAUGUGUCUCUCUUAAUGCCAACCUCACCAGUCUUCACUCUCUCUCUGAAGUGGAGAUGCUACAACGUCUACUGGCUAACUAUUCUGGCGAGCCUUCAGGAAUGUGGAUCGGUCUCUGGAAACAAGCUUCAUCUGCGAUUGUAGAGUGGUCUGAUGGAUCCCCUGUGACUCUCUCAAUGUGGCACCCGUAUCACCCACCUAACAAUUCGACUGGUGCUAACCACUGUGUCAAAGCAGACAGGAAGGAAGGUGACUGGCUUUUGGUGUCGUGUGGUGAGCAACUUCCUGCUGUGUGCAGAAAAGCGAGCCAUCAGACAUCGAUUCCUCACGUCGAAAGCUGGGAUGAUGGCUGCCCUGAGGGCUGGAAGCGUCACGGUCACUCUUGUUACACUAUCACCAGGCACGAGCAGACAUUUCAGGAUGCACAGACUGGAUACUAUUGCAAUGCUCCUCUACUUACUGUGGACAACAGGUUCGAGCAAGCAUUUGUCAACAGUUUGCUGAGUGCUAAUGGAGCCAACGACAGCAUGUAUUACUGGAUUGGCCUCAGAGACUCCGGGGAAAGUGGAGAAUACAGAUGGCUUCAUCACAAUGGCUCCACUCUUCCACUCACCUUUAGUAACUGGAACAAACACCAGCCAGUGAGUGCCAACGGCUGUGUUGCCAUGUCAGGUGGCUUUGCUCUGGGCUACUGGAAUGUGAAAGACUGCAAUUCCUACAAGGCUUUGUCAGUUUGUAAGCAGAGCAUCAGUAGCUACCAGGAAGUGCCGGUGUUACCAGAAGCCCACAUUGAUGCCUUCAGUGCCUGUCCUCCUGGAUGGGAAUCACAAGCCGGUCUCCUCUACUGUUUUAAAGUGUUCCAUGAUGAAAAAGUGCUUAUGAAACGCUCUUGGGUAGAAGCAGAUUACUUUUGCCAGGCUCUCGGAGCUCAGCUGGCCAGUUUCCGCCACUAUGAGGAGCAGGUGUUUCUCAAGAAACUCCUUGGUACAAUGUUUGAAGGAACAGAGGGUCGCUGGCUGUGGGUCGGCUUCAAUAAAAGAGAUCCUGAACAUCCGGGUUCUUGGGAAUGGUCUGAUGGUUCUCCUGUGAUGACCUCCUUCAUCGAGGACAAAAAUGAUGAGGAUGACAGGAGGGACUGCGCGGUGUACAGUGACCUGCCCAACAGACUCAUGCCCCGGCCGUGUGAAAGAAAACAUGAGUGGAUUUGUAAGAUCUCCAGAGGAGGUAAACUGAAAAAUCCCUACUGGUACUUUGAGCAGAGCGAGCCGUGGGUUUUUUAUCGUGGGGCUGAGUACCUGGUGGCCAAGCAGCCCUUCAACUGGGACGCCGUCUCUCUUGCCUGCCAGAUGAUGGGAGCCUACUUGCUGUCCGUUCACUCCAGAGAGGAGCUGAACUUUGUCAAGGAGCGCUUGCGACGGCUCUCCCUAGGCCCCACUGACUGGUGGAUUGGGCUUUCCAUCGGCCAGCAUGGAGAGGAGGUCAGAUGGAGCGAUAAGACCGAGGUGGACUUUCACAACUGGGCAGAUGGUCAUGACAGCCACAAGAGUAGAAAAACUGGGUUUUGUGUCACCAUGAACUCAUCAACAGGGAAGUGGUCGGCCAGUGAAUGCACCAAUCUUCAUGGAUACGUUUGUAAGAGAAAGACCAUCUCUGUGGUGGAGACUCCAAGAGAGCCUCACUACAUCGGAGGCUGUCCAGAUAAAUGGCUGUACUUUGGACAUAAGUGUCUCCUGCUUCACCUCCCUGACAAUCCAAAGGAGGGAAAGAGCUGGAACGACGCCCGCUCCAUCUGCUCCUCAUUUCAAGGCUCACUCGUGGCUAUAGAAGAUGAGAUUGAACAAGCGUACAUCACCAUGCUGCUUCAGGGGAUCUCUGUCGGCGUGUGGAUUGGUCUUUGGAAUCAAGACACCAUGAAGUGGACAAACGGGAGGACUGUCAGCUACACCAACUGGUCUCCUAUUGAACCAAAGAGCUACCUCAAUGAGGAUGAAUUGCUCACCGGAUUUGCUGAUGAACCACUGUGUACAGUGCUGUCCAAUAACCACAAUGUGCACCUUACAGGAAAGUGGUAUGACGAGAAGUGUAGUGAGCAGGGUUAUGGCUUUGUUUGCCAAAAAGCACAAGAUACAUCCAAACCGCCCACCCACUCAUCCCGCCACCCUCUCCCUGACAACAUUGAAUACAAAAGUCGCAGUUACAAGGUGGUGUCAGGCAACAUAAGCUGGUAUAAUGCCAUGCAUAUGUGCAUAGAUAAUGAUUCGGACCUAGUAAGCAUCACCGAUGCCUACCACCAGGCUUUCCUGACCGUCCUUGUCAAUAGAUUGGGAGUACCACACUGGAUUGGACUGUACAGUCAAGAUAGUGGUAUCAACUAUCAGUGGUCAGAUGGCAGCGACACAGUGUACACACACUGGGACUCGGCUGAAGAUGAUGAGACUGGAGAAUGCGUGUACAUGGACGUGAAUGGUGGAUGGCGGCGAGCUGACUGUGAAAGUAGUCUACAAGGAGCCUUGUGUCAUAUUCCUCCGCCAAAGAAUAAGCCAUUCAUCUCCUAUGAGGCCGUGUGCCCUUCAACAUGGGUGAAAUUCGGACAGGGAUGUUACAAUUUUGAACCUGUGGUGCAGAGAUUGACUUUUGAAGAUGCUCGAGAGCACUGUAGAAGCGAAGUAAACACUUCAGAUAUCCUGUCCAUCGAGAAUGAAGUGGAGAAUCGCUUUGUGCUGGAGGAGCUGUGGUCUUCUGGGUUUCUUCACCAGAACAUGUGGUUGGGACUUUACUUCAACAUUGACACGGAUUCUAUGGCUUGGGUGGACGGUUCCCCUUUGGACUAUGCCAACUGGCCCAACAGAGUUCCAGACUUGAAGAUGCUGACUGCAGACACUUGCGUCACCACCCGAGCGGCUGACGGAGUGUGGCGGUUGUCUGGGUGCACCGAGCGGCUCGGCUUUAUCUGCAAAACAAUCUCAGAUGCUACUACUGAGGUGGAAGUGGAACCCAUCAAUGGAUUACAUUAUGGCGUCAUUCUUGCUGCUGUGAUGGUGGCCGUACUGAUCUUUGCUCUGCUGGCAGGAGCGCUGUUCUUCGCUUACAGGAGAAAUGCAGCGCAUUUUCGGGGGCUCCCGACACUCAGUAGCGCCUAUUACCGACAAACGGGUUCCCAAGCUACCGAGUCUGACGGUAAUGUGCUGAUCACGGAGCUGGAAGACCACUCAGGAUAAUGUUUGGAAGGGUGAAAAAACAUCAGAACAGUAUUGUUGUAACAAACUUUUUAUUUCCAUCAGUCUAUCAAGUCAUUGGCUGCCAUUAAGGGCGAUAGACGUCUAACCCGUUUUCACUGCAUUAGCGAUGAUAAACGCCCAAUCAUGUGGGUGUUUACGUCAUUCUACUGUAAAUUUUAAUGUGUUUAUCACUAGUAGAAGUCCAGUCUAUUUUAACAUGAGGGUGGUAGCGAAUAUACAAUCGUUUGUUCAUUCACUGCCAGUUCUCCAAGUUCAAGCAGAUUGUACAUCUAUCGCCUCCAAUGGCAGCAAAUUAGUUAAAAGAACGGUACGUUUUUUGGAAUGGUCGGUGUAGAAAGCACAAGAAUUGGUUCUAUUUGAGUUCCUGUUUUAGUCCAUUACUAUUCAGAUAAUGUUGGGGAUUGUUUUCUUGAAGCAAAAACAGAUGUUUUCAAAUGACUUUUUAGUGUUGCACCUAUACCAUUUUUUGGGGGUCCCAAUACCAAUUCUGCUACCCGGCUGGAUUGUAUCGGCCGAUACCGAUAGUGUAGCAAUACUACGUUUUUGAAAACAUAUACACUUUUUUCCUACUAAAUUACUGAAGUCACUUGAAUGUAAAAUAAUUGUCAUCAUGGCAUGGAUGACAAUAAAUGAACAAACUCCUCUAAAACUUGAGACUUAAAAUGCGCUCAAAGGUUUGUUCAAUUUUGUAUCAAUUUAGUAUUUUUGCUUAGCUCAUGUGCUAAUCACUCAUGUUAGCAGAAGACACAGGUUCGCUAGUCUACUAAUUCCCAUUUUCCCGCCUUCUAACAAAGCUAACAUCUUUCUGGAUGCUCAUGUCAAUUUUAGUGUUCAUAAAACUGAUCAUAAAACAAAUAUAGGCUGGUGUUACCGUUUAACAUGUACAUUAAUCCACCAUUUAAAGUAUAGGCCCAUAACAUUAAACAUAUGACUGCUAAAUGAACACAAUCAAAAACCCUUAUCAGAAUAAAAAGCAGCAUUGGCGUGUUAUUUCUCAGUACUCACUAUUGCAUGCAUUUUAGUGUCAUAUUAUGGCCUCUUUAGAUAUCAGUAUCGGUGCAACACUUGGCGUUUCUUUUUAACUGAACAAAGAUAAUUUGUUUUUUUAUGAAUACAACAGAAUUAAAAAUAUAUUUCUUGCUGAAAUUCUGAGUAGAAUUUUAAACUAAGCAAAGCCUUUAACUGAACAAUUGAAAAGAAUUGUUGAGUAUUCGUCGCACCCUCUGCUUCAAAAACUUUUCUGUGCAAAACCAGAGAUCGAACUAGGGACCUUUAGAGCUCCGGGGAUCUAACGUUCUCCCAGCUGAGCUAUUUCAGCUUAUUAAAGGAUAAAUAAAUGCAGUAAAAUGCAAACUUUUGAACGACUCCAAUGCUUUUGGCCGCCUCCAAAUAUGUACUGCACCUAUUGUAAUGUACUUUGUAAAUUUGAAUCGCAUUCCAAUUAAUGUUGUUGAAACUGUACAUGUUAUGCAGGGUUUUUUUUUUUGUCAGUAUUACCGUUACUAUUAUUCUAUUCUAUUUUAUUGUAUUCUGUUAUGUAAAUACAAGUUUGAUUGUUUUUCUUUAAGUGCUAGAAACCUCAAACCUGAGCAUUUAUUGGAUUUCCUUUACUCAUUCACUGCUAUUGACGGCUAUUGAAGUCAAAUAUCUGUGUUAACUGAGAAAGCAGAGUUUGAAACACUUGUGCUAUUCCUAUUAGUAUACCAAAGUUUGCCUAUACUAUUACAUGGGCAAAUGCCAUCUACCGUGGAUAGUGAAUCGAUGCUUUAAGGCUUUCCAUAUAAGGCAGGGGUGUCAAACUCUUUUUUUUUUUUUUUUUUGGUUCUGGGCCGCAUUGUCAUUAUUGUUUCCUUCAGAAGGCCGUUAUGUUGGCCAACCCAUAUAAAUACCGUAUUGGCCCGAAUAUAAGACUGAUCUGAUUAUGAGACGACCCCCUCUUUUUCAAGACUCAAGUUUGAAAAGACUUUUUGAACACCAAAUUAAUUUUUAUACAGAAAAUAAUCACAAUUAGGGCUGUCAAACGAUUAAAAUUUUUAAUCGAGUUAAUCACAGCUUAAAAAUUAAUUAAUCGGAAUUAAUCGCAAUUCAAACCAUCUCAAAAGUAUGCCAUAUUUUUCUGUAAAUUAUUCUUGGAAUGGGCGGCACGGUGGCUGAGUGGUUAGCACGUCUGCCUCACAGUUCUGAGAUCAAGGGUUCAAUCCCGGGCUUCGGCCUUCCUGUGUGGAGUUUGCAUGUUCUCCCCGUGCCUGCGUGGGUUUCCUCCGGGAACUCCGGUUUCCUCCCACAUCCCAAAAACAUGCAUGGUAGGCUGAUUGAACACUCUAAAUUGUCCAUAGGUGUGAGUGUGUGCGUGAAUGGUUGUGUGUCUCCUUGUGCCCUGCGAUUGGCUGGCAACCAAUUCAGGGUGUCCCCUGCCUACUGCCCGAAGUUAGCUGGGAUAGGCUCCAGCACCUCCGCGACCCUCGUGAGGAAUAAGCGGCAUGGAAAAUGAAUGAAUGAAUGAAUGAAUAUUCUUGGAAUGGAAAGAUAAGACGGAUAUAUACAUUCAACAUACUGUACAUAAGUACUGUAUUUGUUUAUUAUAACAAUAAAUCCACAAGACGGCAUUAACAUUAACAUUCUUUCUGUGAAAGGGAUCCACGAAUAGAAAGACUUGUAAUUCUUAGAAGAUAAAUGUGAGUACAAGUUAUAGUAAUUUUGAUAGUUUGUAUAUUGUGACUAAAUAUUGCCAUCUAGUGUAUUUGUUGAGCUAAACUUAAUGUUUGAAUAGAGUAUUAUUUUGCAUAGCUCUUUUGAUUGGGAAUGCCAGAUCUCUUUGCAUUGAGCGCUUUUCUUUUUGUGAACAUUUGAUUUUUGAGAUAUAGGAAUAUUAUUUUUGUUGUGCUUUCACUAAAUGAUACUGUAGCGACUUAAAUGUUCUUAACUGCCCAAAUGCAUGAUGGGAAUUUGAGCAACCACGAGUCGCAGUGGUUGCUGCAAAUGGUAUAUCUUCUCUGCGUUGAGUACAAUACAUGGUGUUAAGAAAUAGAUCAUCUCCAGAUAUUCUUCCCCAUGUCGCUUGCCACAAUAGUUAUAACUAGGGUUGUUCCAAUCAUGUUUUUUUGCUCCCGAUCCGAUCGUUUUAGUUUGAGUAUCUGCCGAUCCCGAUAUUUCCCGAACCGAUUGCUUUUAUUUGCUCCCGAUUCAAUUCCAAUCAUUCCCGAUAAUUUUUCCCGAUCAUAUACAUUUUGGCAAUGCAUUAAGAAAAAAAUGAAUAAAACUCGGACGAAUAUAUACAUUCAACAUACAGUACAUAAGUACUGUAUUUGUUUAUUAUGACAAUAAAUCCUCAAGAUGGCAUUUACAUUAUUAACAUUCUUUCUGUGAGAGGGAUCCACGGAUAGAAAGACUUGUAAUUCUUAAAGGAUAAAUGUGACUUUGUAUAUUGUGACUAAAUAUUGCCAUCUAGUGUAUUUGUUGAGCUUUCAGUAAAUGAUACUGUAGCCAUUUAACUGUUCUGCCCAAAUGCAUGAUGGGAAGUGCAACCAUGACUGUGCGUAGUGGCAACAAUCGAUAUAUCUUCUCUGCGUUGGGAAGUAACAUGGGGUGUUAUGGAAAAGAUCAAUCACUAUCUUUCUUCCCCACAUUGCUUUCCACGAUAUUUCUAAUUGUUGAGAGAGGGAUUUUAAGGCUUUAGCCAAUUUAAAAAAAGGCUCCAAAGACUGCCAAAAUUCUCUGUACUCAUUUUGCGCUGCCUUUGAGCUCCAUAUAUAGGUAAAACGGCGCCAUUAUCGAUUGAACACGACAAUGCGUGAGUGGGUCGUGCAGCGCAUGCGUUAAUUGCAUUAAAAUUUUAACGUGAUUAAUUUUUUAAAAAUUAAUUACCGCCGUCAACGCGAUAAAUUUGAUAGCCCUUCUUUAAACCAAAACUAAAGACUCUGGAUGAAUGUAAGACAUUUUGUCUGUAACAUGAAAUACAAUUAGAAAACGAUUGAAUUAAAAAAAAUAUAAAUAUAUAUAUAUUAAAAAAAGGCAUGUCCGAUAUUUUUUUGCCGAUUCCGAUACUUUGAAAAUGACGUGAUUGGACCCGAUCGAUCGGCAUCCCAAUCGAUCGGGAACAGUUGUGGAAGAGAUGCCACCGCUUAUUCCAUUAAAUAGCGCGGCUCCAAUAAACGCCUGCGUUACCAAUUCGCCCUUCUCGGCUAAUUGGCGGUCUAUGGACCGGCGAUUCAUGUUGGCUCGUUGUCGUCGGUUGCCUCGGUUCGCCCGAUGUCCUCCUGAGGAAGACGGCGGUGUACAUAUAAAUACCGAGAGGCGUUGGAUGGCUUUUUGUGGGUACUUUUAUUAACAAAACAUAAGCAUGCCAUCUCGCGUCGUGAAUGGGUACACUGUCUAGACCGCGAAUAUAAGACGACCCCCUCUUUUUCAGGCUUAUUUCAAUGCAAAAAAACACUGUCUUAUAUUCGAGCCAAUACGGUACAUAACUCAUUUGGCUGCUAUUGACGGCGCGAGAUGUCCAGUCCAUUUUGCCUUGGGGGGCGAACAUUCAUUCACAUAUAUUGUUGACCUCAAAUUGUCCAAAACCUUGUUUGAGCAUCUAAAUAACCAUUUUUUCUUCAUUAUGUAGGGCUGCAGUUAUCGAUUAUUUUAGUAGUUGAUUAAUCUAUCAACUAGAUAGUUCGAAUAAUCGGAUUAGGAAUAUUUAAUGUGUUGCAGAAUAUAUUGUAGGAAAUGUAAAAUGUUUUCUUUAAACCAUGCAGACUUGCACUUUCAUUUAAAAAUAAAUUAAAAUACAUGAGCUUAGCCUAAAAUGAUAUAAAAAUAAAUAUAUAAAUGAGGAUCUAAGUACAACAAAAUAACACUUAGCUAACUUGCAUAGCAAGACUCCACUAGCUUAAAUGCAAUAAAAUGCUUUUUUUUUUUUUUUUUUUAAAUAAAUCGUUCCAACUCUUUCCCACAAAAAAAAAGAUAUAUUUCCAAAGUAAAUUACGAAUGUAUCAAAAAAAUAGUAGCUCAAACAAAAACUUACACCCUUAUGCUGGUCUUAACAGGGAACAGCUGGAUUCAGCCAUGUUACAUGAGUUAUGUCAUAGUCACUGCUGCCUUUAGAGGGCAGUGCAUCCACCAAAAUCAAUCAAACUAAAUGCAAACACUUUCAAAACAAAUCAUCACAACGCCACACUAGUCAAACGAAUACUCGAAGCAGUCAAAUUUGAUUCGAAGCUUUUUUCUUAUCAAAUUACUCGAUUUAAUCGAUUAAUCGUUGCAGCACUAAAUAAUAUGUACAUUUAUUUUUCACUUUUUAAUGUUUUAUUUAGGUACAAUUUUUAUAAAUUAAAAAAAAAAAGGUAAAAAUCUUGAAACAUUCUUUUUUUAGGGGAGUGUAAUUUAAAGACAGGAAUAAAACAGGUAUUGUUAUCUUUAUUUUUUUUAAAAAUAAUUUUAAAUGUUUUUUUCCUUCUUAUUCGUAUUAUUUAUGUUUCUUUGAUUUUUGGAGUACGGAAAUUUUAGAUACAUUUUAUUUCACCAAAAGUCGAUACACGUAAUUUACCAAGUGGGCCACACAAAAUAAUGCAACGGGCCGGACCUGGCCCCCAGGAUACCAGUUUGACACCCUUGAUAUCUUGUGACAUAUAGUACUGAAUGUGUGUUUUAUUUGGUUUUCUGUUGUUGCUGUUUUUUUGUUUUGUUUUGUUACCAAGCUAGUUAUAAACUGUUAUUUGCACAUUGUUGUGUAUUUCAAUAAAUUCAAGGUGGGCCAACAAACAUGUUCAGUAAAAUAUUACCACACUAAUGGUGUUUUCAUUAUUGAGCAACUGAAUUCGUGUAUCUAUCGUCACUAUUAUUUCAAGUUAAACUACGCAACUCUUGCAACACUGAUCAUUGUCUGUGGGUUUAACAACCUUAAAGCCUUAAUUUAAAGUUAACACAUAUAUAUCAAAAAGCAUUUGAGAAUAUAUAAAUGCAUGAAAAUAAUUCCCUAAAAAACCCUGAAAA